CGCGCGCACGGGCGCGCACGGAGGGAAAGAGAGAGAGAGAGAGAGAAGGGAAAAGAAAAGAGGCUGCUCCAUGACUCCCGGCCCUGAGAGCGCGGGCGCGCGCCGCGGCCGGAGCAUGAGGGGCCGCCGCCGAGUGUGAGGGGCUCGCGGGUGGGGAGGGGCCCCGGGUUCCCUCCCCGCCCCGCCGAGGGAGCCGGGAAGCGAGCGAUGGUGCGGGGUGGCCGGGGGGAUGGAAGCUGCGGCGCGGCUGAGGAGAGGCUGCCCUGCCGCCUCCGCCCCUUCCUCCUCCUCCUCUUGCUGUCGGCGGCGGCGGCCUCCGAGGCUCCGGGGGGGUCCGUCGAGGCGCCCCUUCCCGGGCCCGGCCUGAGCGUCUACAUGAGCCAGGAGGAGGUGCGGCGCCUCAUCGGUAUUGAUGCAGAACUUUAUUAUGUGAGAAAUGACCUUAUCAAUCACUACGCUUUGUCCUUUAAUCUGCUGGUACCAAGUGAGACAAACAGCCUCCAUUUCAGUUGGCAUUCCAAGGCCAAGAUUGAAUAUAAACUGGGAUUUCAGGUUGAUAAUCUAUUGGCUAUGGAUAUGCCACAAGCAAAUAUUUCUGAACAAGGAGAAGUCCCUCGUACUUUAUCAGUGUUUCGGGUGGAACUCUCUUGCACAGGCAGAUUAGACUCUGAUGUUACGGUACUAAUGCAGCUCAACAUGACCGUUAAUGCUUCCAAAAAUAUCACAGUCUUAAAUUUCAAACGAAGGAAAAUGUGCUACAAAAAACCUGAGCUAGAAGUAAAACCACCAGUAUUGGACAAAAAUAACAGUAAAGCUAUUUUUGAUCCUGUAAAUGCAGCUCCCACCACUUCUACGCGUGUGUUUUAUAUCAGUGUAGGAGUUUGCUGUGCAGUCAUAUUCCUGGUAGCAAUAAUACUAGCUGUUUUGCAUCUUCACAGUAUGAAGAGAAUAGAAUUGGAAGACAGCAUUAGUGACAGCAGUAGUUCUCAAGGCUUAUCUCAGCCCUCAACGCAAACAACACAGUACCUGAGAGCUGACACUCCAAACAAUGCAACACCAAUUACUAGCUCCUCAGGUUAUCCUACUUUACGAAUAGAGAAGAAUGACCUUAAAAGUGUAACGUUGAUGGAGGCAAAGGCUAAAGUAAAGGACAUAGCAAUCUCCAGAGAGAGGAUAACAUUAAAAGACGUUCUUCAAGAAGGCACAUUUGGUCGAAUUUUCCAUGGAAUGCUAAUAGAAGAAAAAGACCCUACUAAAGAAAAGCAGAUGUUUGUAAAAACAGUAAAAGAUCAGGCCUCAGAAGUUCAAGUGACAAUGAUGUUAACAGAAAGCUGUAAACUCAGAGGUCUCCAUCACAGAAAUCUUCUCCCCAUUACUCACGUUUGUAUAGAGGAAGGAGAAAAACCAAUGGUACUGUUGCCUUAUAUGAACUGGGGGAAUCUCAAGCUGUUUUUGCGACAGUGCAAACUGGUAGAAGCUAACAAUCCUCAGGCAAUUUCACAACAAGAUCUUGUACAUAUGGCUAUUCAGAUUGCCUGUGGAAUGAGCUACUUGUCCCGAAGAGAGGUCAUUCACAAAGACCUGGCUGCUAGAAAUUGUGUCAUUGAUGAUGCACUUCAGGUGAAGAUUACAGACAAUGCCCUGUCCAGAGAUCUAUUUCCCAUGGAUUAUCAUUGCCUCGGAGACAAUGAAAACAGGCCAGUGCGGUGGAUGGCUCUUGAAAGUUUGGUUAACAAUGAGUUUUCCGGCGCUAGUGAUGUGUGGUCUUUUGGAGUAACCUUGUGGGAACUGAUGACUUUGGGACAAACCCCAUAUGUAGAUAUUGACCCCUUUGAGAUGGCAGCCUAUCUAAAAGAUGGAUACAGGAUAGCUCAGCCAAUCAACUGUCCUGAUGAAUUAUUUGCUGUGAUGGCUUGCUGCUGGGCACUGGACCCCGAGGAGAGACCUAAAUUCCAGCAGCUGGUGCAGUGCCUCACCGAAUUCCAUGCAGCAUUGGGAGCCUAUGUCUGAUGCCAGGCAUACACACUCUGCUCUACUUGGAAAGGGACACUGUGUCCAUGUAACAGUGAAACGUGGCGUUUGCAUCUAUUUAUAUACACUAUAACGUCGAUCUAAAACACAUUAUUUGGAAGUAGGCUUCACUGAUUUCAGUGGAUUUUUCACAUAAUGCGAGUAGGAUCAGGGAGCCCAUGUGUGAAGCAGAGACACUAACUAGAAGAUUGCCUUCUUCCAAAAUCACUGUGCCUUAAUAAAGCAGUCUGGCAUUUUUUGUAAGGUUAGGUUUUAUUCUACGUGUCACUUAAGUGGAAAUCAGACAUUUUAAUUUCCCAACCUGCAACGUAAGUAUAAGAAACUGGAAUGUGAAUUGGAUGAAUUUUUGGCACGGUUAAAGAAGAUGCAAACUUAAUUUCAUAGGUGCUUGAACUGAUGUAUGGGGGCAUUUGUGUAAAAAUCUAAAGUGGCAAAAAGAAUUCCUCCUUCCCCCACACCCCAAAAAAGACUUACGUGUGCUGCAGCUUAAACUAUUUAAAAUGACUUGACUGGUUUUGGUGUUCAGGUUUGUAGUUGGAAUAGCCUUUUUUUUUAAAGUAUCCAUUGCUUUUUUUUUAAAGACGACAGCACAAUAUGGUUGGAACCACAAGUGGCCUUUUUAUUAUGUUUUAAUCCCAUUCUUAAACAAUGGUUUUUGUGGGGGGGGAAAGCUUACCUCCAAGAUGCAUUAUUCCCCCUUUAAAAGUGACAGACAGUUCUACAAAGCUGUUUCCAGUUUACCUCAAGAGUAAAAUGGAGCCUCAUGUUGCAAGGCUAAAACCGCUUAGAGGUUUUUUUCUGCAAUCAAGCGGUAUAUAAAUUUUAUGGAAAAAAGAAAAGUGCUAGAGGCCUUCAGAGAAGUGCCAAAGCAGCCCUCUAUUAGGAGCCUUUCACCUCGGACUGUAGAAUGCAGAUUUUCUUGUUAAAAAGGUACUGGUUUAUGUGUUUAGGAUUUUUUACGACCUGAAAAGGAAUUAAAUAUAUAAAUAUAUUUGUAAAUCCGCAUUUGAAGAGUAAAAAUAUCUGUAUAUUA
This is a messenger RNA of Podarcis raffonei (Aeolian wall lizard), 3064 nucleotides long. It is a transcript of the gene RYK, whose product is annotated as receptor like tyrosine kinase. Gene Ontology annotation, molecular function: protein kinase activity; ATP binding. The record is from RefSeq and is a predicted model, not a curated record. Gene Ontology annotation, biological process: axonogenesis; multicellular organism development; positive regulation of kinase activity. NCBI's taxonomy places the organism in Eukaryota, Metazoa, Chordata, Lepidosauria, Squamata, Lacertidae. Bases 208 to 2010 code for a protein of 600 amino acids. Gene Ontology annotation, cellular component: signaling receptor complex. The transcript is spliced from 15 exons.